GAUGUAGAGGCAAGAUAAAAUAGUGUACAAUGCACAUUCACAGCAACAAAUGACACGAAAAGGGGAUAUGGAGCAAUACUAACAGCCUUUUUGGUGUAUUUAUUUUUUUGAAUACGUGUUUUAUUUAAAUUCUGCUACAUAGAUAAACGCUCGGCUCGUCAAUGAGGAUUUUAUUGCGAAAUUACAACCCGGAAGUCGUGUGUUUACACUUUGAUUCGCGCUGUUUGACAAGUGACAGCAAGUACGUAGACGCACGUAUUUGUUUGCUGAAGUUUUUCCCGGUUUAACGGCGACGUUAAAACCAACUAUGACCUCCGGUAGCGGAAUUCAGAUACCGAGCCGUCUCCCGCUGCUGCUGACCCACGAGGGAGUGCUGCUGCCGGGCUCCAGCGUCAGGUUCAGCGUCGACUCUCCGCGGAACAUGCAGCUGGUGAGCCAGCGGCUGCUGAGGGGAACCUCGCUGAAAAGCACCAUCAUAGGAGUGAUUCCAAGCACCAGAGACCCGCAGAAUGACACCGACGACCUGCCCACACUGCACAAAAUUGGAACAGCAGGGAUCGCGGUGCAGGUUGUGGGCAGUAACUGGCCAAAGCCCCACUACACCCUCCUCAUCACAGGGCUGUGCCGCUUCAGCGUGUCGAGGCUGCUGAAGGAGCGGCCCUUUGUCCUGGCAGAGGUGGAGCAGUUGGACAAAUUGGAGCAGUACACGACUCCAGCAACAGAGGGAGUCGGCCCUGAUGACGGAGAACUUGGGGAGCUGUCCGAGAAGUUCUACCAGGCUGCUGUACAGUUGUUAGGCAUGUUGGACAUGUCUGUACCAGUGGUGGCAAAGUUCCGGCGUCUGCUGGACAGUCUGCCCAGGGAGACUCUACCCGAUGUGGUCGCUGCCAUGAUCCGCACCUCCAACAAGGAGAAACUACAGGUGUUGGACGCAGUGAGCUUGGAGGAGCGAUUUAAGACGGCCCUGUCCAUGUUGACCAAACAGAUCGAAGGACUCCAUCUGCUUCAGAAAACCAGGAAGAAGAGUCCUGACAAUGAGAAGAGGUUGGUCCCUGUGCGUAAAAGUAGAAGAGCGUUCCCAGGUCGGCAGUUCAAUCUGGACGAGGACGAUGACGAAGAUGGAGAUGACGUCACAGCCUUGGAGAAGAAAGUCCAUAGUGCGAACAUGCCUGAGGCUGCGCUCAGAGUUUGCCUGAAGGAGCUCAAGAGACUUAAGAAGAUGCCUCAGUCCAUGCCCGAGUACGCCCUGACCAGAAACUACUUGGAUCUGAUGGUGGAGCUGCCGUGGAGUAAAAGCACGAAAGACUGCCUGGACAUCAGAGCUGCCCGCACGCUGUUGGACAACGAUCACUACGCCAUGGACAAGCUGAAGAGACGCGUGCUUGAGUACCUGGCCGUUAGACAGCUCAAGACUUCGCUCAAGGGUCCCAUUCUGUGCUUCGUGGGUCCCCCAGGAGUUGGGAAGACCAGUGUGGGACGUUCCAUCGCCAGGACACUCGGCAGAGAGUUUCACCGCAUCGCUCUGGGAGGCAUCUGUGACCAGUCUGACAUCCGGGGCCACAGGCGUACAUAUGUAGGGAGCAUGCCUGGCCGCAUUAUCAAUGGGCUGAAGACGGUGGGUGUGAAUAAUCCCGUCUUCCUCCUGGAUGAGGUUGACAAACUGGGGAAGAGCCUUCAAGGAGACCCUGCCGCUGCUCUGCUGGAGGUCCUGGAUCCAGAGCAGAACCACAGCUUCACAGACCAUUACCUCAAUGUGUCCUUUGACCUCUCUCAAGUGCUUUUCAUUGCGACCGCAAACACCAAGGCCACCAUUCCCCCGGCCCUGCUCGACAGGAUGGAGGUGCUGGAGGUCCCAGGCUACACCCAGGAGGAGAAGUUGGAGAUUUCUCACCGUCAUUUAAUCCCCAACCAGCUGGAGCAGCAUGGAUUAACACCUCAGCAGCUGCAUCUACCACAGGAAAGCACGCAGGAAAUCAUCAGCAGGUACACUCGCGAGGCAGGCGUGCGCUCCCUAGAGAGGAAGAUCGGCGCGGUCUGCCGAGCCGUGGCAGUGAAGGUCGCUGAAGGUCAAAGACUCGCUAAGACAGAGGCUUCAAUCCGCGGGGGAGCAGCAGUCGACCAAGAAGAUAAGGCAGUUCCCCCAGAGUUGCCCAUCGUGAUCGACCACGUGGCCCUGAAAGACAUCCUGGGUCCACCGCUGUUUGACAUGGAGGUGUCUGAGCGCUUCACUCUGCCCGGUGUGGCUCUGGGUCUGGCCUGGACUCCUCUCGGGGGGGAGAUCAUGUUCGUGGAGGCAAGCAGGAUGGAGGGAGAGGGUCAGCUGACUCUGACCGGUCAGCUGGGAGACGUCAUGAAGGAAUCGGCUCAUCUGGCCAUCAGCUGGCUGCGAGCUAACGCUAAAACCUACCAGCUCACCAACAUGGUGGGGAAUCCAGAUCCAUUAGAUGGGACCGACAUCCACCUCCACUUCCCCGCUGGAGCCGUCACCAAGGACGGCCCCUCUGCCGGUGUUACCAUAGUAACCUGCCUGGCCUCGCUGUUCAGCAGCCGCCUGGUCAGGUCAGACGUCGCCAUGACAGGAGAGAUCACGUUAAGAGGACUGGUGCUGCCGGUGGGCGGGAUCAAGGACAAAGUGCUGGCGGCUUACAGAGCAGGCGUGAAGUGCGUCGUCCUGCCCAAACGCAAUGAGAAGGACCUGGAGGAACUUCCUGCAAAUGUCAGGGAGGAGUUGGACUUUGUCACCGUGGAAACGCUGGACCAGGUCCUGAACGCAGCCUUUGACGGAGGAUUCACAGGGACACAUGGACGCACACACACCCCGCAGCUGAACAGCAAACUGUAAAACACAUGCACACACAGUGACACACACAAACGUUAACACACACACACAGUGAAUGUUCUAUUUUCUCUGAAUAGAAUUAUUUUCAUGUUCAGAUCAUUUUCAUGUUGCAGAUUUAAUUUGAACAAAUUAAAUAAAUAAAUAGUUAAAGUCAAACUGGACAGAUAACAAUGUUACAGCAAAAGAAAACAUAAUUAAUUAGAUUAAAUGUGUUAUUAAUUCUCUCUUUGAGGAUUGUGAAUUAAAGCAAAAUAAAAAAGUAAAUUAGAAAUGAAUAAAACCAUGUUUGUUUGCACUGAUGUCACUGACAGAGUAAACAGUAAAUGUCAGUAAAAUAAAGAAUUAUCCACAGAAA
This is a messenger RNA of Solea solea (common sole), 3194 nucleotides long. RefSeq names its product lon peptidase 2, peroxisomal (gene lonp2). Gene Ontology annotation, molecular function: ATP hydrolysis activity; serine-type endopeptidase activity; ATP binding. The record is from RefSeq and is a predicted model, not a curated record. The coding region runs from base 308 to 2842 and encodes 844 amino acids. NCBI's taxonomy places the organism in Eukaryota, Metazoa, Chordata, Actinopteri, Pleuronectiformes, Soleidae. Gene Ontology annotation, cellular component: peroxisomal matrix. The transcript has 17 exons. Gene Ontology annotation, biological process: protein catabolic process; protein targeting to peroxisome; protein processing.